Messenger RNA from Pipistrellus kuhlii (Kuhl's pipistrelle), 1044 nucleotides. RefSeq names its product apoptosis-associated speck-like protein containing a CARD. The coding region runs from base 178 to 1029 and encodes 283 amino acids. The record is from RefSeq and is a predicted model, not a curated record. The transcript is spliced from 2 exons. Lineage: Eukaryota; Metazoa; Chordata; Mammalia; Chiroptera; Vespertilionidae. Gene Ontology annotation, biological process: regulation of apoptotic process; inflammatory response; innate immune response.
GGGGGCGGGAGAAGGGACACAAGGGAGAGACUGGGACGCCCUAGCUCCCACCGAGGACAAUGGGCCCGGGCGGGGCGGCGUCGGGGGAAGGCGGGAACCGCAGGGCCCGCCCCGGAGGAGACUUCCUGGUCGGCGGCCGCCCGGUGAGCCCCAGUCGCCGCGAGGGACCCCGGCGCCAUGGCGGGCACGCGGGACGCCAUCCUGGACGCGCUGGAGGAGCUGACGGCCGAUGAGCUCAAGAAGUUCAAGCUGAAGCUGCAGAACGCGCCCAUGCGCGACGGCUACUCUCGCAUCCCGCGGGGCGCCCUGCAGCGCAUGGACGCCGUGGACCUGGCCGACCGGCUGGUGAGCUGCUACCUGGAGGCCUACGCCGCCGAGCUCACCGCCCAGCUGCUGCGCGACAUGGGCAUGCAGGAGGCCGCGGAGCAGCUGCAGGCCCCGGCCCGGGCGCCGGGCUGGGGAGCCGGGGGAAAGCGGCUGCAGGGGCCGAGCAUCUCCAUCCGUAUCUCGCAUUUCAUGCCACCAAGAAUCAUGCCUCCCAACCCUCACCUCAAGGAGCAGGACUGCGAAUGGAAGACAUCCCGCCCCGCGCGAGGCAUCGGAGCAGAGAAACAAGAUGGCGACCUCGGCUUCCCCCCUCCACCCUUCUCUGCUGCUUCCCGCCAGAGGUACCAGAUCCUACACGGGAUCACCGCCCCGGCCCCACCGAAACACACAAGCCCGGCUGGGAGGCAACGAGCCCGGGUCGGCGCGCCGCCACCGCCUCGCGCCCCUACAUACCGUUUGAGGCCAUGUCGGCGCACGCGCACUCAGCCGACACGCCGCAAAGCCCCACACCGCACAGCGCCGACGCCUCGAGGACUGAGCGCCCGCCGCCGCGUCGCGGUUUAUGUAUGCCUCCCGCCUACGUACCGCGGGGGGAGGUACCAAGUGCGGAAAGCCAGGGGGAGGUGUGGCCGCACUCUCAACACUCCAGAAAGUAUAGAGGGCCGAGCAGGCAGAGGGGAAGCAUAUAAACUAAGAACAUAAGAAACUUCAAAUAAU